AUGAUUAGCUCGUUGCCCUUCCUCGGAGCAGCGCCGUUCAUUGCUUCACUCGGCCUCCGCUGUGAACCCGCUGUGGCUGAGAGGGGUGGAGAGGGGCCAGUUUUGCGGAGGAAGCGGCUGGGAGCGACUGAAGUGGAAGGAAUAGUCACCGGGAGCCUCAUAACGCACCCUUGCACCAUCGUUACUGAGGGAAGGCGGAAAGCUGAACCAAGUGGACCCAGGGGACGCCCACGGAGCUCAUGUAAAGGGCAGCUGCGUGGAGGUUUGCCUGAGUUGACCGUCUGGAUUGGAGUCGGCGGGCACGAUGGCUUGCUGACUCCACAAUGCAGGUCACCUCUGCUUGGUGUGGCCGUGUCAGGAGUCCAGUCCUCCAACAGACACCGCUACAGUCCAGGUGCUUGCUGUGGCCGAGUCAAGAGUUCAACCCUCCAACAGGCACUGCUACAGUCCAGGAUGGAGAGUCAUGGAGCUCAGUGGUGGGAGAACUCAGCCGUCAAUCCCGGCCCAGGAACUGUCAGGGAAAAGGAAGUUGGUUCAUCAGCUCUGAAGGGAGUGUGUCACUGCUUCUCAUACACUCCACCAAGGAGGCACCUUUUUGGCCGGUUGGUAAAGGAGUGGCUUUUCUAUCUCCCUGGUCAUGGGUUUGAUCCCGGCACUGUGAAACCCUUUACGGGUCUGGAUUAAUUUGUCGUGUGUUUUGUGACAGGCAGAGGUCAUGUUAAGGGUAUAGUGAAGUUGAAAUUGCUGCCACCACAUGUAUUGCCCAAAUUUCACUUCACUACACCUUCACAUGACCUCUGUGUGUUAUGGGACACACAAGAAAUUACUCCAGGCCAGGAAAGGUUUACCAGUGCCGGGGACUGAACCUGUGACUGCCAGAUGGGAAAGUCACUCCUUAACCAGUCGGCCAAAGAGGCGCCCUCUCAUAGAGUGAGUUUGGCAGGGCUUCCCCACGGUAAAUAUACAUCUUCCAUCCAUAAGUGGGGUUUUUAUUCUCAUCAAUAGCACAGCAAUGUGAAAAUCCCAGUCUACUUUAUGCUGCAUUAUGAUAUUUGUCAAAGUAUUUAGGAUUAAACAUAUUUACUUGUGAGACAACUGUCAUUAAAUAUACAUUUUGCAUAAA
This is a messenger RNA of Eriocheir sinensis (Chinese mitten crab), 1123 nucleotides long. RefSeq lists its product as uncharacterized. The record is from RefSeq and is a predicted model, not a curated record. The coding region runs from base 1 to 684 and encodes 227 amino acids. The transcript is spliced from 4 exons. NCBI's taxonomy places the organism in Eukaryota, Metazoa, Arthropoda, Malacostraca, Decapoda, Varunidae.